Cylicocyclus nassatus is the source of this 711-nucleotide messenger RNA. NCBI's taxonomy places the organism in Eukaryota, Metazoa, Nematoda, Chromadorea, Rhabditida, Strongylidae. The record is from the annotation of a GenBank genome assembly.
AUGAUCCUGGUUACUGAUGAAUAUAGGGUAGCUUCAGCUUCGACGGCGGUUUCUUCAGUCUUUUUCAAUCCUAUUUUUGGCAAACUCCAACUACUGUUAUCAACAGGUUACGCUAAGAUGACGUCCACCAAUCAAAAUGCUCCGAAUAUGGGACAUCGACACUCACUGACAAUCGAGACGAAUCCCUUGCAUCUUUUGCCAUCCAACAUGCGGCGAUUCUCGCAAGCGGAUUCUCUACGGCAUCCAGCUGCACCUAUGCUUGCUAAACUGCAAGGAACGGUUCCUCCAAAUAUCCCUGAAAGUGAUGUAUCAGAGAAGAAGGACGAAAACAAGGACAAAGAGUCACCGAAAUGACUUCAUCCCUAUUAACGCUAAUGUUUUUUGAACCCUUUGCAAUUUUCAUGUACAAUUACUUAGUUUUAGUUUUACUUGUUAGUAUUGUAUUUGCCAUUUAAUCAAUUUUACUAUUUCGUUGUGUCGAUGUCUUUUACAUUCGCUGUUGUUGGGUUAGACGAGGAUGCUCCUUUGAAGAUACGAUGAAGUAUCUAUGUAAAGCAGCGGAUUUUUAAUAUUAGACUUUGCCAUAGGUCAAACUUUUAUUCUUCAAGCAAUUCAAGCAUUCAACGCUUCUUAUCGGCACCGAAUACGUCUCCGCCUAUACCAGCAAGGGUUUGGUAGUUGGGGUCGAAUGUUCCAGCUUUGGCAGCCUGA